Molecule: messenger RNA, 4922 nt
Organism: Ochotona curzoniae (black-lipped pika)
Lineage: Eukaryota; Metazoa; Chordata; Mammalia; Lagomorpha; Ochotonidae
Gene: CDH8
Product: cadherin 8
Exons: 12
Coding region: 947-3346 (799 amino acids)
Biological process (GO): multicellular organism development; synaptic transmission, glutamatergic; homophilic cell-cell adhesion
Cellular component (GO): catenin complex; plasma membrane; adherens junction
Molecular function (GO): cadherin binding; calcium ion binding
Source: RefSeq, a predicted model, not a curated record
UAAGGCAACCUCAGGAGUCCAGGUGAGGCUAGAGAGAGAGCCUGCAGCUUCCUCGUCUGCUUCCCUUUCUCAUCUGCCAGCCCUCCUUCUGAUCUGGGAGCUGGGCCAUCGGCGGACGGCGCGCACAGCAGGGAAGGGCGCAUCCUCACCCAGGGGCUUCGACUACGGAGACGCGCGGGGCGUGCUCGGGAGCGAGGAGCAGAAAGUUGUGCGCCCACUUGGUAGGGGGAAGAGCGGGAGAGCGAGGAGCGAGCGCGCGAGAGGCAGGGAGGGGGCGAGGAGGGGGCAGCUUACAUGAAUUUCCAAGUGGUAGACCUGCCUCUGCGCUCUGCCCAAUGAGAUCCGUCAGGGGAGGCACCCGGCUCACUUUUCCACAUCACUUCACAGUUACAUUUGGCAGGCAGGCGGGCUCGCACGCCGGAGCGCUCAGCCCGGAAUGAGUGGAUUUCUCUGGAAUCUCCCUGCCUCUUAGAAGCUCCUCCGCCGCCGCUGCAGGGUUGGGCUAUAGACGGUAGCUUCAACCUACCGAGCUGCACUCCAGACUGCGGACACAGGAGCCCGACGCGCCCGCCGCACGUCUCCGCGCCAAGCCCCGCAGCUCGGAGAGGCAUGAACAGAACCCGGAGGCGCCUGCCUAGCGCGCGGGCACCGGUCGGCACACGCCGCCCUCGGGAGCCGACCCCCUAUCCCACCAGCCAUUUGUAAACAGGGAGAGCUUGGAAUUCGCCGGUGCCGAGACCUGCAAGAGAAACUUCAAUGAGAAGGAAAGCCAAUGGAUUGUGGUCUUAGCAAAGCUGCUUAGAUGAUGUCUGUUUCCCGUGCUGGAAACACGUGGCAGAGCUGUAAGUAAAUGCUCAGCACUGCAUGAUGAACUGGAUGGCUGCAGACCAGAGGCAAAAAAAAUAAGUGUCUCGUUUUGGUGGUGAUUUGCCUAACUGGUGGGACCAUGCCAGAACGGUUAGUGGGAGUGCUCCUGGAUCUCUGGACUCCAUUCAUAGUAUUAUGGAUUACUCUUCCCCCUUGCGUUUACGCCGCUCCGAUGAAUCAGUCUCAAGUUUUAAUGAGUGGAUCUCCUUUGGAACUAAACAGGCUGAGUGAAGAACAGCGGAUUUUGAACCGCUCCAAAAGAGGCUGGGUUUGGAAUCAAAUGUUCGUCCUGGAAGAGUUUUCUGGACCCGAACCGAUUCUUGUUGGCCGGCUACACACAGACCUGGAUCCUGGGAGUAAAAAAAUCAAAUACAUCUUAUCUGGUGAUGGAGCUGGGACAAUCUUUCAAAUAAAUGAUGUAACUGGAGACAUCCAUGCUAUAAAAAGACUUGACCGGGAGGAAAAGGCUGAGUACACGCUUACAGCUCAGGCAGUAGACUGGGAGACGAACAAACCUCUGGAGCCUCCUUCGGAAUUUAUUAUCAAAGUUCAAGACAUCAAUGACAACGCACCAGAGUUUCUUAAUGGACCCUAUCAUGCUACUGUGCCAGAGAUGUCCAUUUUGGGUACAUCUGUGACAAAUGUAACGGCGACUGAUGCUGAUGACCCAGUGUAUGGAAACAGUGCGAAGUUGGUUUAUAGCAUCUUGGAAGGACAGCCUUAUUUUUCCAUUGAGCCUGAAACAGCUAUUAUAAAAACUGCCCUCCCCAACAUGGACAGAGAAGCCAAGGAGGAGUAUCUGGUUGUUAUCCAAGCCAAAGAUAUGGGUGGACACUCUGGUGGCCUGUCUGGGACCACAACACUAACAGUGACCCUUACCGAUGUUAACGACAAUCCUCCAAAAUUUGCACAAAGUAUGUAUCACUUCUCGGUACCAGAAGAUGUGGUUCUCGGCACUGCCAUAGGAAGAGUGAAGGCCAACGAUCAGGAUAUUGGUGAAAAUGCACAGUCAUCCUAUGACAUCGUUGAUGGAGAUGGAAUAGCACUUUUUGAAAUCACAUCUGAUGCACAGGCCCAGGAUGGCAUUAUAAGACUAAGGAAGCCUCUGGACUUUGAGACCAAAAAAUCCUAUACUCUGAAGGUGGAGGCAACCAACGUGCACAUCGACCCACGCUUCAGUGGCACGGUGCCCUUCAGAGACACGGCGACGGUGAAAAUCGUUGUGGAGGAUGCCGAUGAACCUCCCGUCUUCUCUUCGCCAACUUACCUCCUUGAAGUUCAUGAAAAUGCUGCUUUAAACUCUGUGAUUGGACAAGUGACUGCCCGUGACCCUGAUAUCACCUCUAGUCCCAUAAGGUUUUCCAUCGACCGGCACACUGACCUGGAGAGACAGUUCAACAUUAAUGCGGAUGAUGGGAAGAUAACAUUGGCAACACCCCUUGACAGAGAAUUAAGUGUAUGGCACAACAUAACAAUCAUUGCUACUGAAAUUAGGAACCACAGUCAGAUAUCCCGAGUACCUGUUGCUAUUAAAGUGCUGGAUGUCAAUGACAACGCCCCUGAGUUCGCAUCCGAAUAUGAGGCAUUUUUAUGUGAAAAUGGAAAAGCCGGCCAAGUCAUUCAAACUGUAAGUGCCAUGGACAAAGAUGAUCCCAAAAACGGACAUUAUUUCCUAUACAGUCUUCUUCCAGAAAUGGUCAACAAUCCAAAUUUCACCAUCAAGAAAAAUGAAGAUAAUUCCCUCAGCAUUUUUGCGAAGCAUAAUGGAUUCAACCGUCAGAAGCAAGAAGUCUAUCUCUUACCAAUCAUAAUCAGUGAUAAUGGGAAUCCCCCUCUCAGCAGCACCAGCACCCUCACCAUCCGGGUCUGUGGCUGCAGCAGCGAUGGUGUGGUCCAGUCCUGUAACGUGGAAGCAUACGUCCUUCCGAUUGGACUCAGUAUGGGCGCCUUAAUUGCCAUAUUAGCAUGCAUCAUUUUGCUACUAGUCAUCGUGGUGUUGUUUGUAACCCUACGAAGGCAUAAAAAUGAACCACUCAUUAUUAAGGAUGACGAAGAUGUCCGAGAAAACAUCAUCCGCUACGAUGACGAAGGAGGAGGGGAGGAGGACACGGAGGCUUUUGACAUAGCAACUUUACAAAACCCAGAUGGAAUUAAUGGAUUUUUACCCCGUAAGGAUAUUAAACCAGAUUUGCAGUUUAUGCCAAGGCAAGGGCUCGCUCCAGUUCCCAAUGGUGUUGAUGUCGAUGAAUUUAUAAAUGUCAGGCUGCAUGAGGCAGAUAACGACCCUACGGCCCCACCUUACGACUCCAUUCAGAUUUAUGGCUAUGAAGGCCGAGGGUCAGUGGCUGGCUCCCUCAGCUCCCUGGAGUCCACCACUUCAGACUCAGACCAGAAUUUUGACUACCUCAGUGACUGGGGUCCCCGUUUUAAGAGACUGGGAGAACUCUACUCUGUUGGUGAAAGUGACAAAGAAACUUGACAGUGGAUUAUACAUAAAUCAAUGGAACUGAGCAUUCUGUAAUAUUCUAGGGUCACUUCCCUUAGGUACAACCAAUGUGGUUAUUUGUUUUAGAGGCAAGUUUAGCACCAAUCAUCUAUAAACUCAACCAUAUUUUAAUGUUGAACCAAAAAAAAAAUACCUAAAAUAAAAAGUGUGUUAGGAGGUUAUAAAUCUUGUGGAGUGUGAAUUAAGUAUGUGCAGUGUCUAGAAGUCUUUGGAUAUUUGACAUUUACUUGAUUACCACAGACAAAGAUUGGGAUCCUGAUUAAUCCUGGUUUCAAAAGAGGAAAAAAAUCAAAAUUAAAAAGGUGCUUUCUUAGAGAAACGGAUCUGCACGGAAUCUGCUGCUGAUACGUAUCUGCUGCAAGGAUUUUUAUGAAUGCAAAUGGUUUUUUUCCCUUUCACCAAUAAGGAUCCCGCCACAAAUGAUAAAGCAAUACUUGGUCUGCUGUACAUUAUGACUUUUGGAGUUUUGGGAGGCCUCCUAGAUAAUACGGUACGGUGACCACACUUUGUAUAUAAUUGUUGGCCCCACUCACCAGAGACUGGAUAGCAUCUUUAACUAUUGUGUCGAGCCUUAAACGAUUCACGUGUUCGUGAUCCAUUCCAGGGUGGGUAUUGCCAGCUCAGUGUUGGGAGGAGAGCAAUGCCAAGCAAACAGUCUUGUUUGCUACGAGCUGGAUUCCUCGUUCCCUCCACUCCAUCUUCUUCCACCAAGAUUAACUGUGCCACACAGUGGACUACACAAGCGACAGGUGGUUUUCUUGCUAGCGCGUGAAUUUAUUUGUUUAAUCCUCAAAAUAAAUAUUUUAUUGAUGUUCAUUAAUGCUUUUAUUUAUUAAGGUUGGUAAUCUAUAGACUAAGGGGCUACAUGAGAAAAACCCUAAAUUAUAUCCAUUAAUAAUCCUUUAGAUUGUUUUAUAUAAAUAUAUAUAUAUACAAUGAAUGUUUAAUACAUGUACAUUUUGACGAGAUAAGUAUGGCAGGCAAUAUUAUCCAAGGAGAGCUAAUAGUCUCUUUAGAGUAGAAAGUGUUAUUGUGACUGGUGAAGGCAGGAACAGCAUUUUCCCAGAGAAACUUUUGGACUGUUUUCUAUUUUGUUCAUAAUACUAGUAUUUGGUGUUUUUACUACAAGCACAAACAUCUGAAAAUAUAAUGGCUCCUGUAACUAUUUACACUUUAGACUUUUAGAUACCAUAAAAUGCCCUGCUCAGUCAGCAUCUUUCAAGUGGCCCCUACUGUUUCAGAGCAGGUUCUGAUUUGUACAUAAUUUUACUGCUUAUAUUUUUAGCACUUUUCUCCCCAAACUACAUGGUGACGCACACAAUGUUUUAGACUUCAGAAACAACAGCACUAGGAGAUGUGAGCAUAUCUGAUUUGUACUGCAAUCCUGCCAUUUAGAAGUAGAAAAUGUAUGAUCAAAAUCGAGUAUUACAUGCAGAUCAUUUUAAUUUUAUACUUUGCUUUAAUGCAAUAUUGUUUAUUUACUCCAUGUAUUGUAUUCAGAGAAACUCCUGUAUUGUUUCCUACUUUGUGAAAUAUAUUUUUAUAAAUA